AUGAAUCAUGAGUACAAACAUUAUAUUUGCUCUGAUUUUGUUAUCUGUGUGAAUGUCACUUCUGGUGAGAUAGAAAAUAGAAUGAUGAUGACUGGUAUGCACACUGUGGCAGACAUUUUCGGUGUCUGUUGUGGGUCAAAUGUUGAAUGGAAAUAUGUGAAGACCGCCCAUGAGAUGAGCCAAAAGUACAAAGAAGGAAAAUCAAUGCUUGAGCGGUUUAAGAUUUGUGGCCCUGAUGGAAGCCAUUACUCGGCUAGUCAUGAUAUUCAUGUUGCAGGAAGUGAUGCUGAUGAUGUUUGAUCACCAUCCAGAACAAAAAUUCUAUCCAAAAAUGUACAUUCUUUAACUCACCACCCCAUUAGUUCUUUAUGGACCAUUGGAUUCUUGAAUAGCUUAAGCUACUACAACUUCUUUAAGCUUGUCCUAUAUUGU
Solanum lycopersicum (tomato) is the source of this 432-nucleotide messenger RNA. NCBI's taxonomy places the organism in Eukaryota, Viridiplantae, Streptophyta, Magnoliopsida, Solanales, Solanaceae. The record is from RefSeq and is a predicted model, not a curated record.